AUGGCAUCAAUCAAGGAUCUGUUGAAUCCAGAUCCAGAUUCACCAGAUUCACCAGAUUCACUAGAUUUACGAGCAGUAGUGUUACCUAACCCGCCCGCUCUGGGCCCUGGGUUUCCCAAUACAUGCCUCCCAGAGCCCUCGAGGCAAUACCAUUCGGAGCUCCAAGAGCCACGCCUCACCGAGUUCUCUAACACCCCGUUCGCAGCAUUCAGGCGGUUGAAAACUGCUUUACCAACGAAUACUGCCUCAACCCCUCCGACGAAGCUACUGUGGGGGGAGGUCCGCUACCCACCUUGCGAAGAGCGAGAUGAGGACCUAGCCAGAAUACAUGAGGAGUUCCAAAUGAAGCCCAUGGGCGGGAUCGCCAAAUACCCUCGUCAUAUCCCAUACCAGAGUGACAAAAAGUCGUUUCAAGAGAAGACAGGUCGUGAUAGCUUCCAUGUCUUCCAUUACACGUUCAAGAGACCGGGCUGUGAUAUUGUGUGGACUGUAAUGUGGGAUUACAAUGUUGGACUUGUGCGCACUACGCAUCUCUUUAAGUGCUUGGGCUACGCAAAGACUGUACCUGGCAAGGCACUGAGAAACAACAGGGGCCUGGAAGAUAUCUGUCACAGCAUCACCGGCGGAGCAAUUUUGGCUCAAGGCUACUGGUGGCCGUACGAUGUGGCCAAGGCCAUGGCUGCCCAAUUUUGCUGGAAGAUUCGCUACGUCCUGACGCCCAUAUUUGGCACUGAUUUCCCUUCCAUGUGCAUACCGGAAGGUCAGCCUGGUCAUGGCAUUAUGAGGAUCGGUGCAAACAUCGUGGCGAAAGCCACUGAGACUGCCAAUUUCUACCGCAGCCUUGAAGUCCAGAAGACCCAUGCUACUUCGAGCCAGGGUUCUCAACAGUUCAGGCUGAAUGAACACCAGCGAACAGGUCGCCAGCGCUCUGUCGUCUGUGGUGACCAAGACCGACAGCGUCACAGGCCCAAGUUCGCUCGACACAGCUACGAGGACAGCAUUAGCAGUGCCCGAGACUCGUCCUCGGAGCCGUACUGUUACUCUCCUCAAAGUCCUACGAGCUCGUGGACACCGGUGAAUGUCCCGCCUCGCAGCUCAUAUGUUCCUCCCCAGGGAGGCAGUAUCUCCCCGAGUCAGUUCUUUUAUCCCCUCGGUACCCGUCGGAAUCAGGACACAUCGAGUGAAUGGAGUGGAUCUGAAAACGGCGGUAUCACUAGAUUCAACUUCCCCUCGCUCGCCAAAGGAGACACCGAAAUGGACCACAUGGAUUCCGGCCCGGCCGAUAUUGAGACAGAAGGGUCCUGCACCGACUCUGGUUUUCCCGACGAUGAGUCUGACGAUGACGACGAUGCCUAUGCUCCUGUCUCUCGAGAUUCAACGGGCGAUGAGACUAUGAGUGCGAGAAAGAAUCCUCCUCGGUCUGUUCGGACUCGGAGAAAUGAUCCUUCGCCAUCCGCACGCCAUUUUGCGUAUGAGUUCAAGGCAGCUCAUGCCCUGCUCCAUUUGCAUAUGCAGCAGACCCAAGACGAGCAAGAUUCCAUUGAAGCUGUCUCGAAUGCUCGCAAGAGACGUUGCGCUUCUCUGUGA
Penicillium maclennaniae is the source of this 1587-nucleotide messenger RNA. RefSeq lists its product as uncharacterized. The transcript is spliced from 5 exons. Gene Ontology annotation, cellular component: SBF transcription complex; MBF transcription complex. The record is from RefSeq and is a predicted model, not a curated record. Lineage: Eukaryota; Fungi; Ascomycota; Eurotiomycetes; Eurotiales; Aspergillaceae. Gene Ontology annotation, molecular function: transcription regulator activity; DNA binding. The coding region runs from base 1 to 1587 and encodes 528 amino acids.